UGCUGUUAUCAGUUCGUUAAGUGUGGUGGUUGUGCGUACUUCUAGAACGUUUUUGUUUUUUUUUUAUUUUUUAGAACUAAUAAGAAAAAAAUUGAAAAUCACUGCAAUUAAUAUAUAUUUGCAUUUCAAGUGCUCUUAAUUUUAACAAAAAUUAAUAAAAAUUCAAUCCAAUAAUAACGUAAAAACUAGAACUGAAAUAAUAACUAAUAAGAAAAAAAGGAAAACACUUGUUGCGGUGGAAAGAUCACAUUUUUUUAUAUCAAAUAGCUGACUUAUUUCUUAAAUACAAAAUAAAGAUAAAUUUUGUUAAAAAACAAAAUGGUCGCAACAACAUCAUCGUCGUCAACGACUUCAACAACAACUAUAAACCAGAAUGGUGUUGAAUCAAGCAAUGGAGCUGUGCCUAAAAACAAUAAUGAUCAAGUGACUUUUAAAACACUUCCUAAGGGUAAAUAUACCUUAGUGGGAAUUGAUAUUGAUACAACUGGACGUAGAUUGAUUGAUGAGAUUGUUCAGUUAGCUGCUUUUACUCCAAAUGAUCAUUUUGAACAGUAUAUAAUGCCAUAUAUGAAUUUAAAUCCGGCUGCUCGCCAACGCCAUCAAGUGCGUGUGAUCUCAAUAGGUUUCUAUCGUAUGCUUAAAUCUACACAAACUUAUAAGAUUAUAAAGUCAAAAUCAGAAAUUGCUGCCCUUAAAGAUUUCUUACACUGGAUUGAGGCUCUUAAGGCCAAAGAUACUGGCUCUCAAGGUAUUAUUUUAGUGUAUCAUGAAGAGCGUAAAUUCAUUCCAUACAUGGUAUUGGAAUCACUUAAAAAGUACAACCUGCUGGACAGGUUCCUUAAUACAGUGAAAUCGUUUGCCAAUGGCCUCAACUUGGCUAAGGCUAACGCUGAUGAAGCAUUACAACAUUAUACAUUACGCAAACUGUCAAAGCAUUUGAAAGACAACUUUAAUAAUGUUAAUGUUGAAGAAAAUAAUAAUAGUGUUUUCGCAUCGUCCACUACCACAGCGUCGGAAGCUGGUGAAACAGCAUCCGCGUUGCCUGAGCAGCAGUUGUCAGAAAAGAAGAAAUCGCCAAAACCUAGUCCCAAUAAUGAGCGCGAACUAUUCGAUGGCAAUGCAAGUGUACGUGCCAAACUUGCUUUUGAAGUCGCUUUGCAUUUAAGUAAUGAAGGCACGAAGGAGUCACUAGACUCCACGAGUGCAUUCGAUAAAAUGCUCACUGCAUUGCAUCCUUAUGCCCAACCCGUUGAAUGCGAUUUGAAUGAGUUACAAACGCAAAACGAAAAUUUGGAACGCCAGAACUCUUUCCGUCCUGUUUUCUUGAAUUACUUCAAGACCACUCUGUAUCAUCGCGUGCGUGCUGUUAAAUUUCGCAUUAUUUUAGCUGAACACUCUUAUGAUUUGCAGACUCUGAAUGCCAUAUGGACGGAGAAGAAACGUGAUGGUCUUGUUGAGAUAUUACAAGUCAUUGAUGAGCUAAAAUCUGAAGAAAAAACCGAACUGGCUGAUUUGUUUGAUAGCUAUUUCGAUCCAGCCAAAACUACUAUUAGGCCGAUUGUAAAGACAAACAACAAUCGUCGUCGUAAUAGACGUGUGCGUAACAAUGUAAGAAACAACGAUGGAAAUGCGACACGCUCUGUUGGCAAUGAACAAGGUGCUGGUGGAGAUAAACAGCAAGGUAGCAAUAAUGCAUCCAACUUGCCUGAUUCUACCACCAAAUCUCCUAAAAAUCAACGAGGAAAGCGUAAUUCACGUUCAUACAACAACAACAACAAAAACUUAUUGAAAACCCAAACACCGGUGGCUAACGAUCAAACUGCUACCGCGAAUCCAACCAACAACGUCGCUGCCGCGGUGACUGUAUCGGUGUCUAACUAAUGAGUCAGUCUGACAAUAAAAAUGAUUUUUUAAAAAAUCAAAAAUUACAUUAUAACUGUAAUGCCAUGCCCAAAUGUUGCUGCAACAUAAAAAUGUUAUUAAUUAUAUUAUUCAUUAAUUGCUAUUUUUAACCAAAAUAUCCAAUGUUUUUAGCUGUAAUAUAAAUAUUUCUUGUUUUGUUAAAACUUUUUUAAAACUUUAUUCUUUUCCCAUUAUUUUAUUCUUUUUUUUUUUAUUCCACAAAUACGUUAUUGUGAAUUACAUCUAAUGAAUAUAAAACUAAAUUUAAAAAUGUGUACGUAUGUAUACAUAAUUUAUACAUAAAUAUGUAUUUAUUGUAAAAAAAAAACAUUUAAAGCUGACAUUUGUGUUAAAAACUUUAGAAUGUUAAAAAAGCAUUCAUAAAAUUGAUUUUUCUUAUUUUAAACUCUUAUUUAAACUUUGUUCAAACGAAAUUAAAUAUUUAAACAAAACAUUAUGCUUUAUAGUCCAUCUAAA
Lucilia cuprina (Australian sheep blowfly) is the source of this 2379-nucleotide messenger RNA. It is a transcript of the gene exu, whose product is annotated as maternal protein exuperantia. The coding region runs from base 319 to 1881 and encodes 520 amino acids. NCBI's taxonomy places the organism in Eukaryota, Metazoa, Arthropoda, Insecta, Diptera, Calliphoridae. Gene Ontology annotation, biological process: bicoid mRNA localization. Gene Ontology annotation, molecular function: protein homodimerization activity; RNA binding. The transcript has 5 exons. The record is from RefSeq and is a predicted model, not a curated record.